AUGGUUCAAGAGAACUAUGACAUCGUCAUCGUGGGCGCCGGGCCCGUCGGUCUGCUGCUGUCCCUGUGCAUGUCACGAUGGGGCUACAAGGUAAAGCACAUCGACAACCGACCGGUGCCAACCGCCACCGGUCGCGCCGACGGUAUCCAGCCGCGAUCCACCGAGAUCCUGCGCAACCUGGGACUGAAGCGCUCAAUCAUGGCGUAUGAGCCUGCGAAGGUGUACGACGUCGCCUUCUGGGACCCCAAGGCGGAUGGCUCGGGUAUCGGCCGAACCGGCAGCUGGCCCAGUUGCCCCCGCUUCAUCGACACCCGCUACCCAUUCACCACCCUGGUGCACCAGGGCAAAAUUGAGCGCGUCUUUUUGGAGGAGAUCGAGAAGGCGGGUACCACCGUCGAGCGCCCAUGGACUAUCGUUGGUUUCAACAACGAUGGCGCCAACGCGGAAUACCCCGUUGAGGUCAACCUGAAGUGCUUGGACACCAACGUCAUUGAGAACGUGCGCUCCAAGUAUUUGUUCUCUGGCGAGGGUGCCCGCAGCUUCGUUCGCGAGCAGCUCGGUAUCAAGAUCCACCACAAGGAUCCCAUCGCCUACGUCUGGGGUGUUAUGGACGGUGUUGUGCGCACCAACUUCCCCGAUAUCGAGACCAAGUGCACCAUUCACUCCGACGCCGGCUCCAUCAUGGUUAUCCCCCGUGAGGACAACAUGGUCCGCCUCUACGUUCAGAUCGCCUCCUCCACCGACCCCGACUGGAACCCCCGCAAGACCGCCACCGCCGAGGAGGUCCAGCAGACCGCGAAGAACAUUCUGAAGCCCUACUGGAUCGAGUGGGACCGGGUCGAGUGGUACUCCGUCUACCCCAUCGGACAGGGUAUCUCUGAAAAGUACACCCUUGACGAGCGGGUCUUCAUGGGUGGUGAUGCUUGCCACACCCACAGCGCUGGCCAGGGUAUGAACACUGCUUUCCACGACGCCCUCAACAUGGCCUGGAAGCUCCACGCCGUGGAGAGUGGAUUCGCCAACCGUUCCAUCCUCAGCACCUACGAGAGCGAGCGUAAGGACAUCGCCGAGACUCUGCUCAACUUCGACUCCAAGUACGCCGCCCUGUUCUCCAAGCGCCGCCCAUCCGCCGGUGAGGUUGGCUCUGCCAGCGCCACCACCGUUGGCAAUGUUGGUGAGGAGGACGAGUUCGUCAAGACUUUCAAGUCCUCUUGCGAGUUCACCAGUGGAUACGGAGUGGCCUACCAGCCCAACAUCUUCACCUGGGAUGCCAGCCACGCCGCCAAGUCUCCUCUGUUCCAGAUCCCCGGUGUUCACUUGACCCCCGGUCGUGCCUUCACCCCCACCACCGUGACCCGUCUCGCCGACUCCAACUUCGUCGAGCUGGAGCAGGAGGUCCCUGUGAACGGAUCUUUCCGCAUCUUCAUCUUCGCCGGUAACCAGGCGAAGACCAAGAAGGCCAUUACCGACCUUGCCGCCAACCUGGAGAAGGAGCGCUCGUUCCUGUCGGCCUACCGCCGCCCCGACAUCGCCGAUGUCUCGUUCUUCGAGCGCCACAACCCCCACUCCAAGCUCUUCACUCUCUCUGUGAUCUACGCUGGCUCCAAGAACACCAUCGACGUCGACUCCAUCCCUCAGGUCCUGCGCGACUACCACCACCACCUGUACGCCGACGACAUCCCCGACGUGCGUGUUCCCCAGGCCAAGUUUGCCGCUCACGAGAAGCUUGGCUUCGACGCCGAAAAGGGUGGUGUUGUCGUCACUCGUCCUGACAGCCACGUUGCUUGCACUGUGCAGCUUGUGGAGGGCAGUGGCACUGUUGAUGCUCUCAACGAGUUCUUCAACUCUUUCUCCACGAAGCCUCUGGGCCAGGACUCCCAGCAGAGCCGCCUGUGA
Penicillium olsonii is the source of this 1896-nucleotide messenger RNA. The record is from the annotation of a GenBank genome assembly. NCBI's taxonomy places the organism in Eukaryota, Fungi, Ascomycota, Eurotiomycetes, Eurotiales, Aspergillaceae.